Molecule: messenger RNA, 198 nt
Organism: Hypoxylon fragiforme
Lineage: Eukaryota; Fungi; Ascomycota; Sordariomycetes; Xylariales; Hypoxylaceae
Product: ribosomal L29e protein family-domain-containing protein
Exons: 4
Coding region: 1-198 (65 amino acids)
Biological process (GO): cytoplasmic translation
Cellular component (GO): ribosome; cytosolic large ribosomal subunit
Molecular function (GO): structural constituent of ribosome
Source: RefSeq, a predicted model, not a curated record
AUGGCGAAAUCCAAGAACUCGUCGCAGCACAACCAGUCGCGCAAGGCUCACCGUAACGGUAUCAAGAAGCCAAAGACCAACAGAUACCCGUCUCUGAAGGGAACCGACCCCAAGUUCCGAAGAAACCAUCGACAUGCUCUGCACGGAACGAUGCGCGCUCUGAAAGAACUAAAGGAGGGCAAGCGAGAGACGGCAUGA